Monopterus albus (swamp eel) is the source of this 1661-nucleotide messenger RNA. It is a transcript of the gene gmds, whose product is annotated as GDP-mannose 4,6-dehydratase. NCBI's taxonomy places the organism in Eukaryota, Metazoa, Chordata, Actinopteri, Synbranchiformes, Synbranchidae. Gene Ontology annotation, biological process: 'de novo' GDP-L-fucose biosynthetic process. Gene Ontology annotation, molecular function: GDP-mannose 4,6-dehydratase activity. The transcript has 12 exons. The coding region runs from base 61 to 1176 and encodes 371 amino acids. The record is from RefSeq and is a predicted model, not a curated record.
GCUAUGUCUUCCACCUGCAGCGGUGUCUUGUUUGGAUGCUGAGGAGGCUGGCGGUCGGAGAUGGCCCAGGGGUCUGAGUCCGCUAACGUUCAUUCCGAAUUGAACGCAAAGCUGAAGAAGAAGAGGAAGGUAGCUGUUGUCACCGGCAUCACCGGACAGGAUGGCUCCUACCUUGCUGAGUUCCUGCUUGCUAAAGGUUACGAGGUUCAUGGUGUUUUGCGCCGUUCCAGCUCCUUCAACACUGGUCGCAUUGAUCAUCUUUACCAGAACCCCCAGACACACACCGAGGGCAACAUGAAGCUGCAUUAUGGCGACCUGACCGACAGCACGUGUCUGGUGAAGAUCAUCAACGAGGUGAAGCCCACAGAGAUCUACAACCUGGGCGCUCAGAGUCACGUCAAGAUCUCCUUUGACUUGGCUGAGUACACUGCUAACGUGGAUGGUGUGGGUACACUGCGUCUCUUGGACGCCAUAAAGACGUGCGGUCUGACCAACAGUGUAAAAUUCUACCAGGCCUCCACUAGUGAGCUGUACGGCAAAGUCCUGGAGAUCCCUCAGAAGGAAACCACACCCUUCUACCCUCGCUCACCUUAUGGUGCUGCUAAGCUUUAUGCCUACUGGAUUGUGGUGAACUUCAAAGAGGCUUAUAACAUGUUCGCUGUCAAUGGGAUCCUCUUUAACCACGAGAGCCCGAGGAGAGGUUCAAACUUUGUGACGCGUAAGAUCAGCCGUUCUGUGGCAAAGAUUCACCUGGGCCAACUGGAGAGUUUCAGCCUGGGCAACCUGGACUCCAAGAGGGACUGGGGUCACGCCAAAGACUACGUGGAGGCCAUGUGGCUGAUGCUGCAACAGGAGGAGCCUGAGGAUUUUGUCAUAGCGACUGGGGAGGUGCACAGCGUGAGGGAGUUUGUGGAGAAGGCCUUCAAUCAUGUGGGCAAAACCAUAGUGUGGGAGGGGAAAGAUGAGAAGGAGGUUGGCCGCUGCCAGGAGACAGGGGUGGUACAUGUGAAGGUGGACCAAAAAUACUUCCGUCCGACUGAAGUGGACUACCUACAAGGGGACAGCACCAAAGCUUAUCAGAGGCUGGGUUGGAAACCGAAGGUGACGUUUGAGGCGCUGGUGAAGGAGAUGGUGGACGCAGACAUCGAGCUCAUGAGGAAAAACCCAAACGCCUGAGGCCGAAUCAGUCCGAGCAGGACGCAGAGAGUUCAGCUCCAGUGUUCUGCCUCUGAGACCAACAGUGCAAGGAACAUGUAUUUUUUUACCUUUGUGACUUUUCCAAAUCAAGUGAUUGUGUCCUUUCUUAUCUUAGAUUAAUUAAACCAUCCAUUGCCUUUGUUGGGGUUUUUUUCUAGUAAUAUUUUAUUGAUUUAAUUGUAUUAUUGCAAAUGCGAUAACACUGCUUAUAUCAUAAUCUAUAGAAAUGGAUUUAAGGGAUUUUUUUGGUGGACGGAAGUAAUUUCAAAGGCAUGGUUGAGAUUAAUUCUUUCACGGGGUGAUAUGGAAGAAUCUAUAAAGCAGCAGAAGAAUAAAGAUUUUACCUUUUGACAGGAACAUAGGAAUUAAUUAUCUCAUAUUUAUUAAUGACUGGGAUUUAAAUCAACAAAUGAAUCAUGUGGUACAAUAAAGACUGGUGUUUUACAUGUGCUGUUCUUUUUCAU